Messenger RNA from Penicillium maclennaniae, 1395 nucleotides. RefSeq names its product putative alanine aminotransferase. Gene Ontology annotation, molecular function: pyridoxal phosphate binding; L-alanine:2-oxoglutarate transaminase activity. Lineage: Eukaryota; Fungi; Ascomycota; Eurotiomycetes; Eurotiales; Aspergillaceae. The transcript has 2 exons. Gene Ontology annotation, biological process: biosynthetic process. The record is from RefSeq and is a predicted model, not a curated record. The coding region runs from base 1 to 1395 and encodes 464 amino acids.
AUGACUCAGACCAAGCGCUCCAAUUCCAACAAGUGUCUCAAUGUCAACAACAUCAAUCCUCACAUUCUCGCCGCCAAGUAUGCCGUGCGCGGUGAGCUGGCUGUGAAGGCCGAGGAGUACCGUCAGCGUCUGACCGACGGCGACAAGGCCCUGCCGUUCGACAGCGUCAUCUUUGCCAACAUCGGAAACCCCCAGCAACUCGACCAGAAGCCCAUCACCUUCUUCCGUCAGGUCCUCAGUCUUGUCGAGAACCCGUUGUUACUGGAGAACUCCGAUGCCCUCAAGACCUCCUUCGGAUACAACCAGGAUGUGAUCGACCGGGCGAAGACCCUCCUGGCCAACGUGCAAAGUGUGGGUGCUUACAGUCACAGUCAGGGUGCGCCGGGCAUCCGGGACAGCGUUGCCAAGUUCAUUGAAAAGCGUGAUGGAUUCCCCGCCAACUCGCAGGACCUCUUCCUGACCGCUGGUGCCUCUUCCGGUGUUAACACGUUGUUGAGUGUUAUCUGCAACAGCCCCAAGGCCGGUGUCUUGGUUCCCAUCCCCCAAUACCCUCUGUAUACCGCUACUCUGGCUCUUUUGAACGCGCAGUGCGUCCCUUACUACUUGGAAGAGCAGAAGGCUUGGGGUGAUCAACCCCGGCAACCUACGGGUGCCUCCCUCAGCCCCGACGAUAUCAAGCAGGUCAUUGAUGUCGCCGCCGAGGAGCACCUUGUCGUUAUCGCCGACGAAGUCUACCAGACCAACGUCUUUGAAGGCGAGUUCGUUUCCUUCAAGAAGCGUCUCCGCCAGCUGCAGCAGGAGCACCCUGGAAAGUACGACGAUGUGGAACUGGUUUCCAUGCACAGUAUCUCCAAGGGCAUGGUCGGUGAGUGCGGCCACCGCGGCGGCUACUUCGAGCUCGUCGGAUUUGAUCCUCUGGUGCAGGAGCAGAUCUACAAGCUCGUCAGCAUUGGAUUGUGCCCGCCGGUCGUGUCGCAGUGCUUGCUCGAGACCAUGGUCAACCCUCCCCGCGAGGGUGAACCCAGCUACGAGCUCUACCAGAAGGAGUACAAUGGUAUUCGCGACAGUCUGCGCAAGCGCGCCUUUGCUCUGUACGAUGCCUUCCAGCGCAUGGAGGGCGUCGAGUGCCAGGAGCCCCAGGGUUCCAUGUACCUCUUCCCUACAAUCAAGCUGCCCAACGGAGCCGUCGAGGCCGCUAAGGCCGAGGGUCGCCCCGCCGACGAGUUCUACUGUCUGCGUCUCCUCGAGGCGACCGGUGUCUGCGUCGUCCCCGGCUCUGGAUUCGGUCAAAAGGAGAACACCCUCCACUUCCGUACAACCUUUUUGGCUCCCGGCACCGAGUGGGUUGAGCGCAUCGUGAAAUUCCACGCCGACUUUGUGCAGAAGUACCGGUGA